AUGCAGGUGAUUGUGGGAAGCAUCUUUGAAGUCAUCUGGGCAGUGGUGAAACCUGGCACCUCUUUUGGCAUCAGUGUCCUCAGAGCUCUCCGACUGUUGAGGAUUUUCAAAGUCACCAAAUCCUUAGCAGCUGAAUCAGAUACCCUCCUGAAUGUCUUCUUGGCCAUUGCUGUAGACAACCUGGCCAACGCACAAGAGUUGACCAAGGACGAAGAAGAAAUGGAAGAAGCUACCAACCAAAAACUUGCCUUGCAGAAGGCGAAGGAGGUUGCAGACGUUAGCCCCCUGUCAGCCGCCAACAUUUCCAUCACAGCUUUUGUAAAGCAAAGUCGAGGGUCUGUUUCUCGCAGCUCGUCGCUCUCCAGCGUAAAUUCACCCAAACAGCAGAAUUCCAUCAAAUCUAAAUCCGUGUGGGAACAGAGGACCAGCCAGCUCCGCGUGUACAACUUCCGCACUAGUUGUGAAGCCUUGUACAACGAGAUGGACCCGGAGGACAGAGUCCGCUACGCCACCAACCUCCACAUCCGCCCGGAUAUGAAGACUCACAUGGACCGACCUCUGGUGGUCGAGCCGAGGAGCGAAGGCCGCGGAGGCAACGGCAACGACGUGAGCCCCACGGAGGGUCAGGAGGCUUCAGACCAGGUGAAGGCCCCGUCGCCUGAGAACAACGAGGUUCUGAGGAAACACCACCGCCAUCGUGAGAAGGAGAAAACAGGAGACACGGAAAAAAGCAAUGCUGUCAAGGAAGAGAACGGGGAACUGGCUGGCGGUAACAACAAGGAGGAACGCCACCGGCCGCACCGGAGUCGUAGCAAAGAGGUGGGCGAAGCGGGUGGGAAAGAAGGGAAGAGCGAACGCAACAGAAGCCAGGAGGGCGGCAGGCAUCACCACCGCCGGGGGUCCGUCGAAGAAGGCGCUGAGAGGGAACAUCGCCGCCACCGCGGCCAUCGGCAUCCGGUUGAGCGACAAGUCAAAGAAGGCAACGGAACGGUCAACGGGACCAAGACGGAACGACGUUCCCGUCACCGAGGAGGGUCAAGGCUGGGCAACCGAGAAGGGGACCCUGGCUCCAAAGGGGAGGGGGCCGAAGAGCCCCACAGACGGCACAAGAUACGGCACAAGGCUCUCUCCACCUACGAGUCAGUGGACAAGGAGAACGGAGAGAAAGAAGGGGAGUUGGGGAAAAAAGAUCUCAAGAACGUUCAGCCAAG
Messenger RNA from Thamnophis sirtalis, 1211 nucleotides. The record is from RefSeq and is a predicted model, not a curated record. Lineage: Eukaryota; Metazoa; Chordata; Lepidosauria; Squamata; Natricidae.